This is a messenger RNA of Dibothriocephalus latus, 333 nucleotides long. The record is from the annotation of a GenBank genome assembly. NCBI's taxonomy places the organism in Eukaryota, Metazoa, Platyhelminthes, Cestoda, Diphyllobothriidea, Diphyllobothriidae.
AUUUCGGUCGAGGAUGAUGCGGCCGCAAAGGAGCCAGGGGAGGAAUUACUGAUUGCCUGUAAGGCCUACGUUGGAACCCUAAAGGAGACCCUAAAGGCUGUUCGGUGGCUACGCAGCGGCGGAUCAGAACUUCCCGAGGGUGUCUUCUCCAAGAUGGAUCGUGCGCCCACCGAAGAUGGCUACUGUACUGCCACAUUGACGAUCCCAAAAGUUGAACAGCGGCACGACGGCGAUUACGGAUGUUUCGUGGAACCACCGGUCGAAUAUUUCCUCCAUGCGCCAGCGCGUUAUGUUCCAUUUAGUCUCCGGGUUGUUGAGAAUGGGCAUAAGUGA